AUGUGCGGCCAGCAGCAGUACAUCUCAGGGGUCUGUGCCAACGUCAGCUCUUCCUUCCAGAUCCUCAACUCCAUAGCUCCCGCGGUGCAAGAAUGUGCGAAAGAGCUGGACAUCGUAAUCGUCCUGGAUGGAUCGAACAGCAUCUACCCGUGGUCUGGCAUCACGGACUUUCUAGAGCGGUUUCUUUCAAAGAUAGUUAUUGGACCCAACCUUUCUCAAGUGGGUAUUGUGUCCUAUGGUGAGACAGUGACUCAUAACGUCAACCUCAGUCAGUUUGACAACACUCAGGACCUGGUGAAGUUUGUGAAAGAGCUCCCACAGCAAACCGGGUUCAAGACCAUGACGUUUCUGGGCAUCGACACGGCGAGGAAAGAAGCCUUUAUGGCCGAACGCGGAGCUCGACCGGGAGUGAAGAAAGUGCUGGUGACGGUGACGGACGGAGAGUCACAUGACUUUUACAACAUGAACCGUGUCAUCGCCGGCUGCGAAGACGAUGACAUCGAGAGGUUUGGCAUCGCUGUGUUGGGAGACUACAAUCGACAAAACAAGACUCCAGAGGAAGUACGGAAGUUUAUCAAAGAGAUAGAAUCCAUCUCCAGUCCGCCGCUGCACGACCACUUCUUCAACGUCUCCGAUGAGUUUGCUCUGCUCAGCAUCGUGGACGCUCUGGGAAGCAGGAUCUUUGCUCUGGAGGGUGAAUACCGUGAAGUGCUCACUCCUUCACUGAUUCUGAUUGGCUCUCCGUUGUCGGGGCAACCGGCCAGACGCACGGGAGACGUCUACAAAUGUCCUGUUCAUGACGGAGAGAAUAAAUGCAUCAAGCUUGAGUUGCCAAAAAACACGACCGUUCCCAACCUCAACGAAGUCAAAGAGAACAUGACCAUGGGAACCACGCUGGUGACCAAUCCCAAUGGAGGAUUUCUGUGCGGACCUUUGGACGGAGCCGGUCCCUCUGUGGUUAUGAGAAAGUUCUGUACAUGUGUACCCUCUCUGCAUCCGUUUGUGUAA
Molecule: messenger RNA, 1008 nt
Organism: Knipowitschia caucasica
Lineage: Eukaryota; Metazoa; Chordata; Actinopteri; Gobiiformes; Gobiidae
Source: the annotation of a GenBank genome assembly